This is a messenger RNA of Metschnikowia bicuspidata var. bicuspidata NRRL YB-4993, 627 nucleotides long. Its product is annotated as J-type chaperone. The record is from RefSeq and is a predicted model, not a curated record. NCBI's taxonomy places the organism in Eukaryota, Fungi, Ascomycota, Pichiomycetes, Serinales, Metschnikowiaceae. The transcript has a single exon. Bases 1 to 627 code for a protein of 208 amino acids. Gene Ontology annotation, biological process: protein complex oligomerization; [2Fe-2S] cluster assembly. Gene Ontology annotation, cellular component: mitochondrion. Gene Ontology annotation, molecular function: protein-folding chaperone binding; ATPase activator activity.
AUGCACACGCAGGACACGCUAUUCCGGCUUUUCCCGAAGCUGUUUCCCGCCGGCGGCCCGCCCAAGGAUCCUUUCCAGGUGAACUUGAGACUGUUGCGCCGGGAGUACCGGGCGCUCCAGGGCCAGAACCACCCAGACGUGGUAAUGGGGGCGGCCGGGUUUGGGCCGAACACGACCGCUGGUUCUGUGAACGACGGCGCCUCCUCGGCAAUCAACCACGCCUACGCCACGCUCCGAAACCCUUAUACACGGGCGGCGUACAUCGUAGAGCUCCAGCACCCGGAGAAACUCGACAUCACCAAGGACGACGUGCUGAAGCAGUUCAUCGCCAACGUGCAGGCGGCGUCGCAGGAGCACUCGUUGGACUACAAAGCGCUCCUAAUGACGGUUUUGGAGGCCCACGAGGCGUUGGAGUCGGCGACGUCCGAGGCCGACCUCGCGGCGUUGGAAGAGGAGAACACGGCGCGGAUCGAGCAGUCUGAGCAGAGCUUGGACGCGUUGCUCAAGCAGACGCCUGUUCCGUGGGAGGCGUUUAUUAUCGAGACAAUCGAGUUGAAGUACUGGGUCAACAUAGCGAACGGCAUCAAGGACUGGGAGCCAGGCAAGCCGGUUCUCUUGACCCACUAG